UUAAAAUUUUUGCACGUGUUCCAAGUGGUUCAUGUUUAUACUGUAUAUUUUGGGGAAUUUAUACCAACGAUGAAACCUAAAUUUAUACACGUACUGAGGUUACAUUUCUGGACUAUGACAGUUUAAAGUUUAAGGAAAGAUGAAGUUUUCUUACAAGGUAAGACGAGUGUUUAUAUUGACCUUUAUUGGUAUCAAAUUAUUGGGCAUUUGAUUUAUUAAUAUUUAUCAAUUUAUGUAGACUGCAUUUUAUAGACAGGGUGAAUGUAUGGACAAGUAUGUGUAUAGACAAUGUAUGUUCAAGUUAAAUGGUUAUGCCGAAGACAGUCGACGGCAUAACCAUCAUCCAAUUCAAGUUGAAUGGUUAUGCCGAAAACAGUCCAAGGUAUAACCAUCCAAUUCAAGUUAAAUGGUUAUGCCGAAAACAGUCAACGGCAUAACCAUCCAAUUCAAGUUGAAUGGUUAUGCCGAAAACAGUCAACGGUAUAACCAUCCAAUUCAAGUUACAUGGUUAUGCCGAAGACUGUUGACAGCAUAACCAUCCAAUUCAAGUUACAUGGCUAUGCCGAAGACAGUCAACGGCAUUUAACCAUCCAAUUUAAGUUGAAUGGUUAUACCGAAGACAGUCAACGGCAUAACCAUCUGGGACAAUUCAUUAAGUUGAAUGGUUAAACCAUCCAAUUCAAGUUGAAUGGUUAUGCUGAAGACAGUCAACAGCAUAACCAUUCAAUUCAAGUUGAAUGGUUAUGCUGAAGACAGUUGAAUGGUUAUGCUGAUGACAUAGAUGGUUAUGCCGUUGACUAUCAUCGGCAUAGCCAUUCAACUUGGAUGGUAAUGCCUUUGAAUGCCAUUGCCAUUACCAUUCAAUAAGUUAAUCAUAACCAUGGUUCACUUUAAUCGAAAAGAGUAAGCGAGGGGCCUGUGGCAUAUGGCACUUCUGCCAUAUGGUUAAUCCAGCACUGUGAAUAACCAUGUUUAUGACAUUAGGCUAUGGCUGAAGCAAAAUGACAUGAAUUCCAGUGUGCUACUCCAUGUAAAUGCUGGAGAUACCCCAACAUUAGCCCUUGAUCUUGACAAUAAUUUUGGGAUUAAAACUAGCCUCAUCCCAGGUGCUUUGAUAUGCUAAGCGGUUGUGUGACGUGCGCACAGGAAUUGAGAAAGUGCUCUAACCAGGGGUACAGGGCUGGACUAAUUACCCAUGUCAAAACAGACAAUCCUGUGUGCUUUUGAGACUGUAAAGUAAUCUCACCUCGAUAUACACACGACUUUGAGUAAUUUCACACCAAUUUAUAAGCUAUGGUGUGGAGUGCAUGGAAUGCACCCUGGUGGAAAUUCAAGAUAAACAUGUUUGAAGAACUGAGAGUUGCUGCAUAAUGGUAUGCUCUGUUGUUUUGUAUUUUCUAAUUCUUUAUUUAAACAUUAACCCUGUAGCAUAAAAAUAGUGUAUUUACAAAGCAGAUAGCAUUUUGUGUCCUCCACACAGUACCAUGUGUCCACAAUAAGUUAAUACUUAUUGAGGAAAACUGACUCUCUCCCCCUCCCAAUGUUCCCAAAGAUCACAUGCCCAACCUUGGGGAUGACUUGCCCUCGAUCCCCUCGGCAUCAGGUCCAACAUUUAUAGAUGCGUAAAUCAAAAUUGUUUCAUUCAAUUCUGCUAUUUCUAGUUCUCUAAUCUGACUGGAACGGUUUACAAACAAGGAAAUAUUAUUUUUUCAUCUCAUGGUGAUCGUGUUAUAAGUCCUGUGGGUAACCGAGUUACAGUGUUUGAUCUGAAGAGGUAUGAUUCUGUGCUGUCAACAAAUAGAUUUCAGUUAUGGACUUAUUCUGCAAUGUUGGUCAUGGGAAGCAUGUGUCUGCAGUUUGUACUGUACAUAACUGCAGGCCUGGGAUGAUUUUCCCAUACAAAAACAAUGAGGGUAGAGGAUAUGAAUGCUCAAUUGCAGUACCGUAUGACUGCACAAUUACAGGGGAAACCAUAUAUGUUGGUCAAUGCAUUACUCAUUAUGACAAGCACAAGACAACAUGUCAUCGAUAUAGUAGCUACCUUACUUGUACAAUAGUGAUAAUUCAGAUUUAGUCCAACCCAUCAAGCAUUGGCUCAUUUUAUUAGCCUCUUUCUCACUUUACUUCUAAUGGUCCCUUGGUUAGCCUUGCUUACCCGGCUGUUGUAAAACAAGUGGGUCUAGUUUUGUCUAAUUCACAUGUGCACAACAUCCAAAUUUCAUAAUAACAGAAAGUAGCCUGACGUGGAUGAAACAUUUUUUUCGUCCCUAGUAACAAAUCGUUGACUUUGCCAUUCGAAAAUGGAAAGGAUAUUACUUGCAUAGCUGUGUCUCCUGAUGACAGUCUUAUUGUGACAAUUGAUGAAGGUACAAUAUGUAAUAUAUAGUACCUAGUAUUCUAGUAAUGAAUACAGAAUAUAAUUCAAGUAUAUAAUUGGUGGGUUUCACUAACCAUCACAGGACAUCAGAUGGUCAUGCCUGCCAAAAGGGGACAGGGGAUAGAAGGACAUAUGUAUGGUAUGGAGGGAAUGGGAUCAGUUUGAUGUAUUGAUUGAAAUGAAUCACUAGCCUUAUACGAAAGUUCAAAUGCCAGUUAAAAUUUAAAAGAAUGUUGUUGAGAAGAUCUUGUAGUCCAAGAAGAUUAUUAUUGCUGCUCGAACAACCUUUCGUUUUCAUUAUACUAAAAUCUAUCACGAGAAAAAAUAAAAAUAAUUGUUGUACACUGUAACUUACUUCAAUAAAUCAAAAUCAUCCCACUUCACGUCUCGUCCCGGCAAAGCAGAAGCAAAACAGCCCGUUAAUCAUGGUCAACUUGAUUGUAGCUCGAUCAAACUUUGUUGCUGACCGGUUAUUUUUGAAAUAAUUAGUAAAAUACAGCGUAUGUAUUAUGAAUUUAUGUAAGUAUAGUAUGCGUAUUGAGUUAUAUCUCGCUCAUUAAUAGUGAUCCUUUUCAGUCUUCGCUGUAUUUUACUCAUUUCAAAAAUAAUACACUUACUGUACAGUCAUGCAAACAGAUAACAAGAAAUUUGUUUCGAGACAUUUCAUGAUCCGUGUUUCAAGAUAGACCAGACGUUAGUAACAAAUACGUUGUAAACUAGAGUGAAGAUUGUCAUCGUUAUCCACUAGCGCAUGGUCAGGAGAACAUAUGUACCACAUGUAAACUAAAAUUUUACGAAAUGUACACUCCUCUCAUCCUUCAUCAUCACCAUUUCACUGCAAAGAGCAAAUAUUUAUGUUUUAAGGUUACAGUGAAAUUGCGUACUCGUGUAAUAUAUGCAGUCUUUCUCUGACAACAGAGAUGGCGAAGAAAAACCGAUUUCAAAUUGUAUCGGAAGGCACACAAAUGUGACUGGUCAAAAUCAGGACUGGUGAAGCAAAAAAGUUACCGGUCAAGGGACAUUUUUGGCCGGUCAUUGUCUGUCCAUUGUUUUUAGCUGUAUAUAGCAUAUGGCAGUAUUUCUUCACCUCCAUGAGUACAUACUGUACACCAAAAGCAGUUUAAUUUAUGUCAAGAAAUGUCAGAUUGGUAAUUUUACAAGAUAUUUGUGGAACUACAAUAUAUGGUUAUUUUGUGUUUUAGAUGGGAAGAGUAUUUUGUCAAGUUUACGAAGCUUGGCUGUCCUACAUCAUUUCAGUUUUAAAACAAAAGUUCAUGAUUUGAAGUUUAGUCCUGAUGGAAGGUAAUCACUCCACCCUCACACUAGCUAGACUGCCAUAUAGAAAUAUACGUUUGUCUUGUGAUUAUAUACUGUAAUGUAUGUGCACACAUGUUCAGCCACAUAUACUGUAUGUUUUAGAUUUUCUUGUUCUGGCUUUCGCCGCUUUUUAUUGCACCACUGCAAAAAAUCCCCGAGUGAUUUCGACUCAAAAAGUUUGUAGAAUAAUGCACCUACACAGUGACUCAAAAUUUUGAGUAAAAUUACUUUUUGCCAUAAAUUGAGCUAGUACACAGUACAGACACAGCACUCUUAAAAGCAUUAAUAAGCUUUUAAAACGCCUUAAGCAAGCGACGUUUUCGUCAACACGAAUGUCACCUGAAAAUUGGUAGGACUAAUUUUGGUGGCAUUUUGCAUCAUAGUGCUCGUGUAAGCAAGCAAAAAACUUUAAUCUUUUGUCACAUAUGUUGAAGAUUACCACAAACUGAUACAAACACAGUUUUUAAUCCAGUCCCCCCUCGGCAAGCUGACGUCCAUGUUGACAAAACUCGCUAUUAUGAACCGAGGGCGUGUAUUGUUCUGUAUAUAUCAUGGUCACUUGAAACGGCAAGCAAAUCUCUUUCUGUCUCGCUUCAAACCCCAGAACGUUGCGGUCCGCACUUAUUUAACAGUAGCUAAUUUUUCAACUUGCCCCAAACGCUUGUGACUUGUGAGCCAUUCUUUGUGUUCUUACCACGCUCUGACGUCAUACUGUAUAACUGAACGGCAAAAUGUUAUAUUUGGAAACCAGGUUCUUCGCAGCAACAGUUGGAAUGCAGAUGCAAGUGUGGUUUGCACCAGGUCACACUAAAGAUUUUUCUCCUUUUACACUUCACCGAACAUACACGGGACAAUAUGAUGAUACUGUGUCUAUUGACUGGUCAUGUGAUUCCAGGUACGUCAUUGACUGCGUGCAUAAUAUGACUGCUUGGAGCGAAACUAAUCAGUCAUUUUGAGUGAUAAAAACGUGGCAAGUUCUUUGGACUGUAGAAAACUAUGAUAAACGUGAACAAUGACAAGUUGACGUAAACAAAUGAUAUGAAUCAGCGCUCAAAACUACAUGGAAACACUUUGCUUUCUGUUGCUUUUUUAUUUUUAUAUUUUGAUUAUAAGUACGAAGGCAAUGGACCAGUGUUUACGUCACGUAACUUUCAUACAAUGAAUUUUCCUCCUCUGUAUUAAACAUUGCGUGACGUAAGCAUUUCUAAGGUCUAUCGAAGACUGAAAUUGGAAGCGAUAAAAAGGAUUUAUUAUUAUUUUAUUAUUUAAAAAUAUUUAACAACGGUAGCCCUAUCAUGUUAUAGUUAAAAACUGUUUUCCAAGGGGCCGUUCACACAAGGGGCCGUUCACACGUAUAUACAUACAUACAUACACAUACAUACAUAUAUAUAUAUAUAUAUAUAUAUAUAUAUAUAUAUAUAUAUAUAUAUAUAUAUAUAUAUAUAUAUAUAUAUAUAUAUAUAUAUAUAUAUAUAUAUAUAUAUAUAUAUAUACAUACAUACAAAAGAAACUUAAACUACAAACUACUACUAAUUACUAUAAUAACUAUAUUUACAAGAAUAUUUUAAUAAUUUCAAAAUAUCAUAUGGAAACUAAUCUGCGCCCCCAACAAUAGCUCUAAACCUCUUUAUGCCCAUUGACUUACUCUUAAGAUCAUUUGUGAGAUCAUUCCAACAUUUUGCACCAGAGUAACUAAUGCUUUUUUUCAAGAAAUUUGUAUUUGGCUUAUCUAACGUAAAGUUGUUUAAAUUGCUUCUUAAAGAGUAAUUUUGAUUAUCACAAAUAUUAAACAAAUUUCCUAUUGAAUCAGGUGCGAUCCAAUUUUUGACCUUGUACAUUAAUAAUGCUUUUUUGCUACGUCUGCGCUCUUCCAACGUUUCCCAGUUGAGUUGGCGCAGUAACUCCUUUGAAGGAGCAUCGUAACUGCUCCCUGUUAAAAUUCUAGCCGCUCUAUUUUGCAUUUUUUGUAGUUUCUGUAUGUUAUAGUUAGCUGCAUUAUCCCAUAUCAUGCUACAGUAAUCGAAAUAUGGGAGUAUUAAGCUGUUGUAUAUAGUUUGCAAGACAGAUUGGGUUACAAGCGAUUUGAUCCUUCUCAUUAUUCCUAAACCUUUCGAAACUUUAGCAUUGAUUUCAUUUAUAUGGUCUUUCCACAUUAAUUUGUCAUCGAUUAUAACUCCAAGUGUUUUGCAUUUAUUAAUUUUCUUUACAGGUUCAUUACCUAUGCUUAUUAUUGGUUCUUCUUGAAUGUUUAUUAUUUUUUGUCUUGAACCAAUAAUCAUGUACUCUGUUUUAUUGUGACUAAGAGUUAAUUUAUUUGCGAGAAGCCAGUGGUGUACUUUUUCUAAAUUGUUAUUCAAAUUACUUUGGAGUUGUUGUACUGUCUGACCGGUUGCUGUUAUAUUUGUAUCAUCGGCAAACAUGCUUGCACUAGCACUGUCUAGACAAUUAGGUAAGUCGUUGACAUAGAUAAUAAAUAGCAGGGGUCCUAAAUUGGAGCCUUGCGGCACACCAGUUUUAAUUGGUUUCAUUUCUGAAAAUAUGUUGUUAGCUUUGCAGUUUGCUUUCUAUUGGAGAGAUACGACUUAAACCAAUUUAAUGUUAUACCACGAAUUCCAUACAUUGCUAAUUUGUUUAGUAAGAUUUGAUGAUCUACACAAUCAAAUGCCUUUUUUAAAUCCAGAAAUAAAACGCCGUUCAGAAGUCCAUUGUCCGUAUUGGCAACACCAAUACUUCGCAUUUUAUAUGCAACUGCAGUUUGCGAACUAUGCUUAUACCCAAUUGUCUGUCAUGUAAAUAAGCCAUACCCUCGGACGAUUGCAUUGAUUCUGCUGUCUAUUGUCAGCUGCUCACUUGCUUAUUUUACUUUAUUUUAUAGGUUUUUAGUGGUUGGAUCGAGGGAUAUGACAGCUCGUGUUUUCUCUAUUGAUCCAGUCGUUGGCUUUGUCCCUGUGACAUUAACUGGACAUAGAAAUGCCAUUGUGAAUUGUUUCUUUGACGUAAAUUCUCUUAAA
Messenger RNA from Paramuricea clavata, 6705 nucleotides. The record is from the annotation of a GenBank genome assembly. Lineage: Eukaryota; Metazoa; Cnidaria; Anthozoa; Malacalcyonacea; Plexauridae.